Molecule: messenger RNA, 2767 nt
Organism: Xylaria bambusicola
Lineage: Eukaryota; Fungi; Ascomycota; Sordariomycetes; Xylariales; Xylariaceae
Product: anaphase-promoting complex, cyclosome, subunit 4-domain-containing protein
Exons: 7
Coding region: 276-2621 (781 amino acids)
Biological process (GO): anaphase-promoting complex-dependent catabolic process; protein K11-linked ubiquitination; positive regulation of mitotic metaphase/anaphase transition
Cellular component (GO): nuclear periphery; anaphase-promoting complex
Molecular function (GO): protein binding
Source: RefSeq, a predicted model, not a curated record
GAUGUCUUGAGAAUUGUGUCGCUGUAACUUAGUGCCUACAAGUAGAAAAGCGGGUCAUUCCGGCGGUUUGCCUGGACACUGCACUGCAGGUGCUGUCGCGAAAAGCCCGUCACCUAAGUACGUUGAGCUUUCAUAGCUUCAAUGCUCCUCUAUAUAUAAACGGUUGCAAACCGUCAGCUUGGAGGCUCGUAAAACCCCGGCUACAUCGAGAUUUGCAUCAUGAGCGAUCGCUUGCAUGCAAGCACGGCAACAACCCUUGUCACGCCGGUCGAGAUAUGACGGAACCAAUCGAGCUCCGUCUCCUGCACGAGUCUAGGCUCGAGCCCAGGCUGCAUGGUGGAAUAGUAACAUACAAUCCCACCAUCGAGCUAUUUGCAGGAGCUGCUGGUCCAACUACGCUUCAAAUAUGGCGUGCGAACAAUCAGGUCGUCACCAAGAACAGCCAGCGCGGUGACCGGGCGUCGGUACAGGCUGUCCGCUGGAAAUCCGACGGCCAGUUUCUCGCUGUGGGAUGGAGCGAUGGCAUUGUACGCCUGAUGGGGCUGGAGACCAACAAAGCUGUGCAUCAAAUCACCAUACCCGAAGCCGCGAAGUCAAGAAUCACCUGCAUCAGCUGGGCGCAGAACCUCGCUACUAAGCGUCCAGGUGCGGCCAUUGAGACCUCUAUCAGGACAUGGGAGCAGCUUGCUUCACAGGGUCUCGAUCUGACCAAGAAGAAACCUGCGGCGGAUCUGCCACGAGAGCUGACAUUCCUUGAGAUUGAGACCGCUCUCCCUAAGCUCAGUCCCCUCCCUGCAGGAGGCUCGGGGGACGACACCUUCGUGUUCACAACAAGAGCUUCGCUAGAAUUUCUAUUUAGACCCUUCUCAAAAGAUGACAGCGAUAAAGUUGACGUUAUGGUCGUGGGCACAGACGACGGCCAGAUCCAUAUCAGCAUCUAUGAUUCCUUCGUUAUAGGCAGUUUUCGGUACUCCUUACCGCCAUCAUUCGGCAGAAAGACAGAGCUGAAGCUUUGUGGAAGCGCCUCACACCUAGAGCUUUCUACUCACAUGCUUGUCUUCAGCCCAUCUACGGAAGACAAGACCAAGACUUUAUACCUUGUACCUAUAGAUCUCACUUUCAUCAACUCAUCGCCAGAGAAUUUAUCUCUAUUAGCUUCCAAAACAACCACCCUGCAAAAACUGCUGAGAUACGUCAAACAGGUGCAGACUCACAUGUUGAAAGAAUGGCAGUCAACGCGAGAGCUACCUAAUCGCUUUCUGAAUAGCAUAAAUCAGACCUUGAAAGAGUCCGAGGCUUACGGUGAUAUGAACAUUGGCCAAGCAAUGUAUCAUUCUGUCGUCACAGGUCACACGUUUCCAGAGGUCAAGGAAUGGCUCGUGGAUCAGCUGGCAGAACGGGGGCACAAGAGAUGGGAUAAGGCUGUGGUAACAGGCCUACAGGCCCUUCGGUCUCUAGUCCACGAGAAUUUCCUCCCCGCGCUGGAGCGCGUCAGCGUCAUCCUUAGUCGUCUGCUGGGUAUUGCUAGGUUUCACGAAUCCAAAGCCGAGAUCGGGUUCACCAGCGCACAGAUCAUGAAGGUUAUGGACAUUGUGUCAUGCUUGAUGUUGGUCGGCAAUAAGAUUCUUCUCCUCGUGAUGGAGGAGUUGGAGCUAUUCCAUGCCUUCUCGAUCUGGCUUCGCCAUGAAAUUGAUCGCUUGGCCUCAUCAUCCACCACGGAUGAUCUUACCGAGAAAGAUGCUACGAUGGAGCAUGGCAAAAUCCUGGCUUAUAUACAACAAUAUAUGCCGGCAAGCCCGCUUAGACACUAUCUAAGUGACAUCGAAGCGGAGGACGUUGGACGAGAUCGCAAGCUAGCUGAUAGCGGUAGCUCACUUCUAGAGUUAUUAACGAAGCAGAUUCAAAAGCAGGAGUCUACUCAAGCUGAUGCGGGAUCGUAUUCUCAGAUAGAGUUCCUUUGCAAGUAUCUGGACAGCCAGGCCGCUGGUGUUCUUGAGGGCAUUGCGGAAGCCGAGCGGCGAAGUGUACGUUUCGGACAAGCGACGAAGAUCGUAUUGGAUGGCAAUGUAUCGCGGUUUGAUGUUCGGCUGUCCGCCACACCAGUCGGGGAUGCAUGGCGAGGCGUGACACACACGGCCUUGAUCACCGAGGGUAAUGAUUCACAAGUUUACAUCUUCCGAACUUCAACAACGAUAACAAAUGGCAUCAGCAGCUCCGUCGUAGCCGAGCUAUCCCGCAUGACCCUCGGCGACGGCAAGAUCGUCGAUCUCAAAUUCCUCUACGACGACAGUCUACUCGUGCUCUGGGCUCCAAAAGAUUCACCUCUCCGAUUGAUACGAAUCCCACACAAGUCCGAAGACCUCGGGUACCAGCCCUACACGGCCGGGACCCAGAUCGCCUCGCACGAGCUCUCCAACGAGCAGGUCACCAGCGUGUUCCUGAACAUGAUCGUCCCGUGCCCGCCGGGCUUCGUGCCGGCGCAGAUGGAAAUCAAAGAAGCUAGCGCCGAGCGCGGGACGUUGCCGCCUAGGCUGUGCCUCUUGGGCACCGAUAUGCAAACUUAUAUAGUCUUCGCCUUGCCUGAGGAUCCGUUUGGGGAGGCGCUGGGGAGUCGACGGUGAGAAUGGCGUAAGGAAUAAGCUUUCCGGUUUCUGGUGUGGGUUAACCAUGCUUGUUAAACAAGGGGGCGGUGGACACGGGUUAUUUGCUUGCUAUAGGAGAUUCUCAAAAGUGACGGUGUUUACAGCCUUAUUUAUACUAAAUGACA